Molecule: messenger RNA, 1239 nt
Organism: Pezoporus flaviventris
Lineage: Eukaryota; Metazoa; Chordata; Aves; Psittaciformes; Psittacidae
Exons: 7
Coding region: 209-877 (222 amino acids)
Cellular component (GO): membrane
Source: RefSeq, a predicted model, not a curated record
CGUCGGGUCCCGAGUGCCGGCGGCACCGGCUCCCUGCCGAGGGAUCGAUCAGGGGCUCCCAGCGAGGGACGGAGCUCGUCUUCUGGAGGGAGCGAAGCCCAGGGAAGCCCCGACGGAAGAAGGACAAGCUCCUCUCGGCUUUGCUGGAGAGCCACGGCGCAGCCUUCCGGUCUCCACGUGUGGAGGUUUAUGUGUGAAUCAAAGCGGCAUGGAUCGCUACCGGUAUUUCAUCUUUAACCAGAGGAGCAUGGUCGUGCUUGGGCUGUUCCAGAUAGCCUUCAGCACGGUGUGCAUCGUCAGCGGGCUUGUAGAUGGGGUUUUCAGCACUGAGUCUCAGCUGAGCAUAAGCAGAGCUCCAGUUUGGGCUGGGAUGGUGAUGGGAGUCCCAGGCCUCCUGGCUUUGUUUUCUUCUCAGCGGAAGAACCCAGUUCUCGUGAAUGUACUGAUAGUUUCUUCCAUAACCUCUUGUGUUGCCAUCCUCAUCGUAAUAGUUUAUAGCUCACUCACACUGAACUAUGGGGAAGAGGAGGAGCUGAGUUCUGCCCCAGUCCAUAUUAUCCAUACUAAGGUCAUAUUGAAUAAAGUAGUCAAAGGUGCUAAUGUAGCCAUGCUAGCUGCUUCUGUCUGCAGUGCUUUUGUUGUGCUGGUAAUGGCUUAUUUGGGAUGCCGGAGUCUUCCACGCUGCUCGUGCUACGACAGCGUAACUGGGAUGGAAUGGUUGCAACCUAGUGAGGACCAAAGUCAGACUGUGGAGAUGAUUUGCGCUGCACAAAGCCCUGGGGGCAGAAUUUUUAACUUCCCAGAUCAGUUUCCAGCCCGGGACUUAGAUGCAGAGGAAGAUGCAUCCAAACCUCCACCAUAUAUCAGAAUGGCUUGAAAGAGUGGCUGAACAUUUUAAAGCUACCAGUCUAAGUGUGGCAAGAGAGAUGCAAGGAGUUCUUCAUUGUUAAAGAUGGUUAUGCACUUUUCCUUGGCCUUUUGAAAAACACACAGAGAAAGAGAACUAUUGAAUGGCAACGUUCAGCAAAGAUCCUAGUGCAAAUGGGAAGAUCUGCAGAUGGUUUUGGACAUUCAGACUCUGUAUAGUUAAAAUACCUCAUUGCCUCUGGAAAGCAUGUCUAUUCCUCCAGCUUUUGUACUUAAAUCAUGUCUUAUUCCACUAGAAUUCAUCGUGCAGUUUGUCUAGCAGUGCUAGCCUGAGGCAUUCAAAUAUUAAAUACAAGGAAUUUUUAAAAGAAA